Messenger RNA from Trachemys scripta elegans, 2520 nucleotides. RefSeq names its product zinc finger DHHC-type palmitoyltransferase 3 (gene ZDHHC3). The transcript has 6 exons. Gene Ontology annotation, molecular function: protein-cysteine S-palmitoyltransferase activity. Bases 134 to 1033 code for a protein of 299 amino acids. Lineage: Eukaryota; Metazoa; Chordata; Testudines; Emydidae. Gene Ontology annotation, cellular component: Golgi apparatus; endoplasmic reticulum. The record is from RefSeq and is a predicted model, not a curated record. Gene Ontology annotation, biological process: protein targeting to membrane; peptidyl-L-cysteine S-palmitoylation.
CCUUUCUGCAGCCUGGAAUCUUCUACAUGCUUCUCAUACCGUUAUGUAGAAGGAGCUUUCUGAGUUUCAUUUGUAAAGCAGAAGACGACUAUUUUUGAUUCUUUUUCACAUGCAAGUAUGGACAUUAUAAUCUAUGAUGAUUACUCCAAUCCACCGCUUCAGAGAUAUUGAGAGGAAACCUGAAUACCUCCAGCCAGACAAGUGUGUUCCACCUCCUAGCCAUAGUUCCUUGGGAACAAUGUGGUUUAUUCGAGAUGGCUGUGGUAUUGCAUGUGCUGUUGUUACCUGGAUGCUUGUCUUCUAUGCAGACUUUGUAGUCCUUCUUGUUAUGUUAGUUCCAUCAAGAGACUAUAUUUAUAGUGUGAUCAAUGGGAUAUUGUUCAACAUGUUGGCUUUCCUGGCUUUGGCUUCACAUUUUCGAGCUAUGCUAUCAGAUCCGGGUGCUGUGCCCAAAGGUAAUGCCACAAAAGAAUUCAUUGAGAGCUUACAGCUGAAGCCAGGACAGGUUGUUUAUAAGUGUCCAAAAUGCUGUAGCAUCAAACCAGACAGAGCACAUCACUGCAGUGUUUGCAAGAGGUGUAUUCGGAAAAUGGAUCAUCACUGUCCAUGGGUUAAUAACUGUGUAGGAGAGAAUAACCAGAAGUACUUUGUACUGUUUACAAUGUAUAUAGCACUAAUUUCCAUGCAUGCCCUAAUCAUGGUGGGAUUUCACUUCCUGUAUUGCUUUGAAGAAGACUGGACAAAAUGCAGCUCCUUCUCUCCACCAACUACAGUGAUCCUUCUUAUCCUCUUGUGUUUUGAGGCUCUUUUGUUUCUCAUCUUCACAUCUGUAAUGUUUGGGACCCAGGUACACUCCAUCUGCACUGAUGAAACGGGAAUAGAACAAUUGAAAAAGGAAGAGAGAAGAUGGGCUAAAAAAACAAAAUGGAUGAACAUGAAAGCAGUAUUUGGCCAUCCGUUCUCUAUAGCAUGGCUUAGCCCAUUUGCUACUCCAGACCAAGGAAAGGCAGACCCAUACCAGUAUGUGGUCUGAAGAAUUUCCACUAAAAUAAAACCACAUUUCAGCACUACUGUUAUAUAAUUUUUAUAUGAAUGUUUAAAACAAAACGUAAAACAGAAACUCUUUUUAUGUCUAUUAAAGGCUGUUGGUUGCAGAGAAAAAAAAAAAAGCCCUGUAUUCUGCAAUUUUAGAUAAUACUAUGUCUCUGGUGGCUGAAGUGUCUUCUUUUUUUCUGUUUUUUUGUUUUGUUUUGUUUAACUUGUUAACUUUACUGGCCUUUGUUUCUAUCUGCUUCCUGUAUGGCAUAAUUAAUGUGAAGGAGACCCUCUUUCUCUGUUGUGCCUGUCUCUGCUAACCGAGUAGACUGUAAUGCUGUCUCUAGACUGUGAGGGUAUCUGUGUAAGUGCCAACAGUGCCAUCUUCCUACACAGACAUCUUUGGACUUCCUAAUGGUGUCUACAGCUCUGACUGGGCAGUGAGUUUCUUUCGUAAAAGAGGACGUUAGCUGAGAAAUAGACACUUUGCUUACUGAACAUUGAAAGGUGGAAGAUGAGGGUGUGAUGCUGUGCAAGAGCCAAUUAAUAAUGUGGUCACAUGCAGUUAAAGUAUUUAAAACAAAUGUUGCCAAUACCACCUUUUUUGUUUCCAGAGACAAAACUAAUUCCAUCUUUCUGGCAUUCUUUUGUCUGCUCCCUCCCUUGUAAGUAGGAAAUGUUUCCCCUCUAGGGAAAAUAUGGCAACUUUGGUGGAAGACUCUCUUAAUUAAAUGCCUUACACUUAGAGGAAAAAAUCCAUUUUAAAAUUCUUAGGAUCAUCUUGUUUGUGUAUGUCUGUCUUUGAUAAAUAAGCUGUUGAAGUGAUGCCUACUCAACAGUGUGAACAUGACAACUUGCCAUAAAAGCAUAGCACUGAUGGUUUGUGUAGGUCUGCCUGAACAAUUAAUUUUCUGUUCUUAGGACCCUCCAUCUUUAUAACUUUGUAAAUCUCUUAUGUUUAUACAUAUAAAUAUUUUAAAUUGGGAAAUGUCAGUGUUAAGGAGUAUGCAUGCCUACUGUCAAUAUUGUGUGGAUAGUAAACUAUGUGCAGUAAAUGGUUGACUGAGGGAGGGACAGAGGGCAUUCCAUCAAAAACAAAUUCAGGUAAAACUAAAUCUUAUGUGACUGAAACUAAUUUUUUUUGUAUCUGGGCAGGAAUUUUAUUAUAUUCCGAAUCAUUUUGAAAAGGGGCCGUUAGCAUAGUGCCAGUGGGACCCAUCAAUCAAUCAUAAACAAAGGAAAAAUGUAAAUAAGCUGUAGCCAUGGAUUCCGGUGUAACCUUUUCAGUUUUUAAAAACACUUUUAUUUUGGAAAAUGACCUAUUAGGCUGAAUCGAAGCCAUGGGGAGGGGGGGGGAGGGAAAUACGGGGAGGAAAAGGCUAGUGGAUCUGUCUCACUUUGAAAGUAAUGUGAAUGCUGCAUCUUUUCAAUUCUGUCAAUGCUUCCAUAUGGAAAACAAAUGCAAUAAAACUUUUCCAAAAACUG